Molecule: messenger RNA, 3362 nt
Organism: Paramormyrops kingsleyae
Lineage: Eukaryota; Metazoa; Chordata; Actinopteri; Osteoglossiformes; Mormyridae
Gene: sparcl1
Product: SPARC-like 1
Biological process (GO): anatomical structure development
Molecular function (GO): extracellular matrix binding; collagen binding; calcium ion binding
Source: RefSeq, a predicted model, not a curated record
CGCUCCGUGAUGGAUUACCCGUCGCUUUAGCGGUCUCUACAUGUCCGACACGCUGGAAGUGCGCGCUCCGUGAUGGAUUACCUGUAGUUUUAGCUGAAAGCUCCGCACAGACUGUCCCCACUCUCUGUGACUAUAGGCACCUGAAUUACAGUUUCUGUCUGUAGUGUAGAUGAGAUUGUUGGAAUGACACCAGAAGCGCAGCCGCUCCAUGGUUCGUGCCGUUACACAGAGCUGAUACAGACACGGGCCGAAUCCUCCAGACCAAGUCUCAGGACAGAACAAAUGUCAAUAUUGGGUUGACUUGAUGUUUGGUUUAAAAUGAAAAGAAAAGGGCUAACAUUCCCAGGAGACUUAUGGGAAGUAAUUUAUCAUUUUUGUCAGGCAGGGGAUUUGGGAAGGGGGGGGCUCCUUGCCUUCCUGAUGGGGCCUCUGGCUCCGCACAGACACAAAGCCAGUGUCUGCUUACUCAACCCCCUCCUCGAGCUGUUUGCUCAGUACCACCCGACCCUCAAUGCAUCUCAGUGCCCGUCGUCAUGGCGACUAAGUAACCUUAUUGAUGCCUGGGCAGAUGUUACGGGAGGGGUGGGAAGCCUGAACGAUUCAGGGAUCCCAGGGACAUGCCAGCAGAGAUUAUAUUUUAAUGUGCGGGGGCCCCGGGAUUUGGAAUCUCGCCCCUGGUUACGUGUGAAGUUCAGCAUGCAUACAGAUGGAACUGGCCUUCACACAGAAUGAUAGCCUUUACGGGCAAAACAUAUACUCACGCUAGGCCUGAAAAGCUGAGGAAAUUGUAGCUUAUGUAGAGGGGGGUGAAAAUUUCCUUGCAUGUCUGUGAAGGAUUUUUUCUAGGCUUGUAUUAAAUUGGUUUAGCGGAGUACGCCACAUGGAACCGUAUUGAUAAAUCAUGGAAGCAAUAUGCACUGAAGCGGCGGUGAAGAGGAACAGCUCAGCAACCACAAUAUCUUUUAAAAGAGGAGAUUUUGUGGAUAAACAAGGUGCAUUCUGGGUAAUGAAGACGUGUCCCACAAUCCCCUGCCUUUUGGCUUUAGCGUCACUGGCGUCCGUAUGGAGCCAGCCUCCCAACAGGCCUUCCAUUUCUCUGAAGUCCCUGCUGAUGCUCCAAGACAUGGAGCCCCCGGGGAUGGAUGAAGAUAUCCUGCCCACGUUUAUCGCCUUCGAGGCCAGCAGCCAGGAACAGGAAGGAGAAGAUGUUAGCUACGACGCUCCAGAGGUUGCUAACAGAGAGGAUGGCACGUACCUGACUGGGGGUCAGGGUGAGGACAGGACCGAACUGGUCCUGCUGAGAAAGGUGGUGCUGACCCGUCUGCUGGGGGAGAAGGAGAGGGAGGGGCCUCUGGGCAGGCCCAGGGGGGUCAAGGAAGACAUGGACGUAGCACAAGGGGGCAACAGUGAGUCAGAGGCAGAAAUCCCCACAGAUCUGGACUAUGAUGGGGACAGUCAGGACUAUAUGGAGGGUCUGGGGUCUGAAGAGACCAGCGAAACUGGCGCGAUGCCUCUCGCCGAGGGACCCAACUUCCUGUCCUCAGAAGAGGUACAGGAUAGAGAUCCGGCGGCAAACCGUGAGUUUCCAGAGGGGAACAUGGACAUCAGCCCUGGGGGAGCCCAGGAAGCCACUGACCGAACAUCAUGGGAAGGUAACACUAGCCUGGAACUGGGGGGUGCCUGGAGAACUGCAGUCUGGGACAGUGCAGAGAUCUCCAAGGACAAAGUGAGGAAACGUAAGGGCGAGCGGCCAAUCAGAAAAGGGCUGGACCAGCAGAAUGGGGCCCACGUGACCAAGGAGGCCGAGAAAGAUCCAGAAACCACGGACGGCAUGCCGCAUAAGUCUGCAGAGACGUCCGGGAGAUGGGCUUCUCCCAGGGUCAGGAAUCCCACACAGGCCCAGAAGGCCCGGCGGCCAGACGCCUCCAGUGGGCCGUCUGGGGAUGAGGCACAGAGGCUAGCGGCAGCCGACCUCUGUGACGCUUUCCCGUGCAAGCGUGGGAAGACGUGCCAGCUCGAUCGUGGGGGUCACCCUGGGUGUGUCUGUCAAGACCCCCUGACAUGUACUCCGAGCGCCAGCGAGUUUGAGCAUGUCUGUGGUACAGAUAACAAGACCUACGACAGCACCUGCCUGUUCUUCGCGACCAAAUGCAACCUCAAGGGCACCAAGCGAGGUCACAGACUCCACCUUGACUACGCCGGACCCUGCAAACACAUUGCGUCCUGCCAUGACGGCGAGCUGGCUCAGGUCCCCCUACGCAUGCGUGACUGGCUGAAGAAGAUCCUGCUGCAGCUGUACGAGCAUGACAUGCACAUCCCCGGCUUCCUGAGCGCCAAGCAGCAGCUGCGAGUACAGAAGAUAUUUGAGAGCGAAAGGCGCCUCCACACAGGGGAGCACUCCAUCAAGAUGCUGGCCCGGGACUUUGAGAAGAACUACCGAGGGUACAUCUACCUCGUGCACUGGCAAUUUGCUCAGAUGGACAAGCACCCCACGGACAGGCUCCUCUGCCACACAGAGCUGGCCCAGCUGAGGGCGCUGUUGGUCCCCAUGGAGCACUGCACCUCCCGCUUCUUCCGGGAAUGUGACAGGGACAAGGAUGGCCUCGUGUCCUUCAAGGAGUGGGGCCGCUGCUUGGGGAUCAGGGAUGCGGACAUGGAUACAAACCUGCUGAUGUAACCUCAGACUCAGUACCAGACCCUCGGUCUUCAUCAGUGUUUCUUCCUGCACGCGAUCCGUGAUGUUCGAGAAGGAGACCAAGUAGAUCAACGGUGUGGUGGGAUGGGAUAAAAGAGCAGAGUAAUUUGUCUUGUUUUCUCUCCUAACAGAUGGAGUAUGAAAGUAUGUUUGAACAAAUGUUGUGGGUAAAUUCAAAGAAUAUGGCUUUAGGAGGAAUAAAAUGAUAUGGAAUAAUGUGUUACUUUAAUGUUCUAGAAAAUCCAUGGAUUUUGAUUGUAAACACAUACAGAUGUGUGUGUGUCUGUGUUGAGGAAUACAGUACCGCAGGAUAAUUACGAGUCAAUAUUGAAUGGACUGAAUUUAAUCUGAUACCGCAGAUGGAUCAGAGGUUUUUGAAUUAGAUGAAUGAGUGAGCGAAUCCUAACACUUACUGCUGUAGAUUAAUGCAGAUUUAUACAGAUGUUCUAUCAUUUUCCUUUUGCUUAAUUUGCUUUGUCACCUUAAAAUCCAUUUCUGAUAAUGUUGGUGUUACUGCAUCUGUUGUAGACUGUAAGUCAAUGUUUACAUGUAAAAAUGUUCCAUUACUCCUGUUAAAAUCGUGGGUGAAAAACUCUCAGAUUCUUACAACUUUUCAGUUACAAGUUGUUCCUUAAAUUAACCCUUCUAAUAAAGGUUUCUUGUUCAA